Endocarpon pusillum Z07020 is the source of this 1617-nucleotide messenger RNA. RefSeq lists its product as uncharacterized. The transcript has 2 exons. NCBI's taxonomy places the organism in Eukaryota, Fungi, Ascomycota, Eurotiomycetes, Verrucariales, Verrucariaceae. Gene Ontology annotation, molecular function: ATP binding; protein kinase activity. Gene Ontology annotation, biological process: protein phosphorylation. Bases 1 to 1617 code for a protein of 538 amino acids. The record is from RefSeq and is a predicted model, not a curated record.
AUGGCGAUCGACCCCGUCUCUAUUGCUGGCCUCAGCCUGGCCGCUUUGGAUCAAUUGCUCAAGCUCGGUGAAAGGACCUAUGAAUUGAUCCAAGACUCCAGGGCGUUCGACGAUGACACUCGAAAGCUAUCCCGCAAGAUCGCGGACGAAAACAUUCGCACCAGGCUUUUGCGCGGCUUACUCUUUUCAGAAACCCCCAUCUAUGGCAACAAAACUCUCUUUGAGCAAUUCGAACCAGACAUCCAAAAGCAGAUCCAACUACUCCUGGGACCGUUGAAGGGAAUCCUACAGGAAGGAUGCGACCUUCUCGAACGACGUUAUGGUGUCACUGAGCAGAAUUUCGGACUUGCCUCCCAGACCUCGAACCUUUCGCUAGCCAGCACCCUGACACCCAACUCACAUGUCCCUUCCCCGCGGAGCAAGAGUCCCAGCAUCCCCGAUUUCUUCAGAUGGAGCUUCCAGGACAAGAAGAGAGUCAAGGCAAUCGUGGACGAAGUCGGCGACCAGAACAACCGCGUCCACGAAAAGAUCAAACUGUGGUGUCUGGCAUCGCAACUGGGUGUCAAUGUGCAGCAUCUGCAGCGCCUCCAACGCGAUGAGAUCUCCCGACAGCUGGGCUUCGAUGUCGACGCAACCCUGCGCCUGACUCAAUGGGAUGCCUUGAACGUUCAAUCGGGUUUGGAGCUCACCGAUCCGUCAUGGAACCAGUACCUGAAACCCAUCACCCCGGUGCCAAACCAAGGCAAGUUCGCGACCUUGACCAAGGACGGAAUCGCCUAUGUGCACGAAGGCCACCAUUACGAGACCGAAGCGAGGUGCCCUUCCAACGUUCUCGAUGGUCGUACCCGGAAGAAGGUCGAUGAUCUCGCAAAACUACUUCACCAGCCAAAAGAGCAGGUCUUCCGCAUUCCUCGAUGCGUGGGAUGGAAAUUCAUGCCCAUGCAAAAGUCCAUUGGAUUCGUGUUCGAAAUGCCAUCUACACCGGACGCACAACCCACCAGUCUGCUCCGUCUACUAUCCAGCUCCGAAUCCAAGCCAGAGCUGGGAGACAAAUUCCGGCUGGCACUGAAUCUCGCGCGCUGCAUCGCGCAGCUACACAUGGUGAAAUGGGUCCACGAAUCCUUCCGCAGCGAAAACAUCCUCUUCUUCCCCUCGGCCAACAGCGAAGUCGAAUUCACCGAGCCCUGGGUAAUGGGCUUCAACUUCUCACGACCGGAAUCCUUCUUCAGCGCCGGACCCGCCAACUUCCUCCCGGCAGAGAACAUCUACCGGCACCCGGAGCGACAGGGCGAGCCGGAGAAGAUGUUCUCCAAGAUCCACGACAUCUACGCGUUGGGGGUGGUGCUGUUGGAGAUCGGGCUGUGGGAACCGGCGAUCAAGCUCGAGAAGAACAUGUUCGCGCACGCGAGGGAUGGCUACGCGAUCCAAUCACAGCUGAUCAAGCAUGCGCAGAAGAGGCUCGAGUCCCGCGUGGGGAGGAAAUAUCGGGACGCGGUGGUCAAGUGUUUGACGGGCUCAUUUGACGUCAGGGAUGACAACAAGGAGGAUUUGAAGUUACAGCAGGCUUUUAGAACUCAAGUGGUGGACGUGUUUGAGAUGGCGGCGAAUUUUGUUUGA